CAUCAGGAGCCCGACUAUAUAAAUGAAUGGAAGUCGACUACUUUAAGAAAUACAACUUCUCCAUAGAAGAGGAAGGAGUGUAUGUUGAUACAAAAAGGAGCCUAGAAGACAGAGGCGAUGAAGAUCAGUCGAGGAGAAAUGCAGCUGAUUUGUUCUUUGCUGUUGUGCAUUAUCACCCAGGUGCGCGGCCAGUUGUGCACAGGGCCAUGUCAGUGUCCGUCCGGAGUGCCACAGUGUCCUGCUGGUGUUCCUCUGAUGCUAGACAGCUGCAGGUGCUGCCAGGUGUGUGCCAGGCAGGAUGGCGAGGCCUGCACUGAGCGGCUGCCCUGUGACACACACCAGGGGCUUCAGUGUGACUACAGCGCCAGCUUCCCCGGAGGAGCAGGACAGUGUGUCGGUCGAAAUGAACUGGGUUGUGAGAUAAACGGCAGGAGGCUGGAGGAGGGCCACGUGUUUCAGCCGUCCUGCGCUCAGCUCUGCCGCUGCCUGGGAGGAGGGGUUACCUGUGUUCCUCUGUGCAGCGAUGAUCUGCACAAACCUGUGGAUAACUGCCCCAACCCUCAGCUGGUGCGACUGCCAGGGCGCUGCUGCAAAGAGUGGCAGUGUGAUGGGCUGGACAACAGUAUUUCCCCAAACCCCUCAGGAGCAGAGCAGGCACGCCAGGACCACAGGGGAGGGCUGGCUGGUCCAUUGUUUGGCCCGGUCUCCAACUGCAUUGAGUGGACCUCAGACUGGAGCCCCUGCUCUCGCAGCUGCGGCCCAGGUGUCUCCACUCGCGCCACAACCAGGAACCAUGCCUGUCUCCUGCAGGCUGAGACCAGACUGUGCCAGGUCAGGCCAUGCCAAGUGCUGCUUCCAGGGAUCCACAGGCUGGAACCGGGGUUGCGGGUGUGCAAGGGCAGCUACACCUCUCCUGUGUCCAUCCAUCUUGAACACCAGGGCUGCUGGAGCACCAGAGCCUACCGCCUCAGGUUCUGUGCUCUCACCUGUCCAGAGCGAGGCUGCUGCAGCCCCUCCCACACAAGGACAGUGUGGAUGGUCUUCCGCUGCCCCCAAGGCAGACUGACCCAGCAUCAGGUGAUGCUGAUCGAGUCCUGCUCCUGCAGCAUCGUCAACUGCCACCAUUCCCCGGCCACAGCUGUCCGCGGUGUCUUUCCCUGGAUGUGAGGUGCAUCCAGCUAUGAGACAGACAGACAGACAGACAGACAGGCGGGUCCCGUCUGUGAAAAUCACUAGAGAAUGAAGAUGUUCUAAGCACACAGACGUAAUAAUCUGGGCAAGAAGGAAGUUGAGGCAGUGUUUCAAAACAAUAGAAAUUCUACAAUCAGGAAGUGAAAGUUUACAAUUGCACAAUAGUUGACGUCAAUCUUAAUAUGCACUCAGGGUUGAAAGAUCAAACUGCGAUCAAUAUCCACAAUUAUUUCCAUUUUCCAAAUUCAUUAUAUUUCUAUAUUCACUAUUUCAGCUCUUUCCACAAAACCAGAUUUAUAUUUAAAGAAGGAAUCCCCUUCCUGCCUGCACAGGUGGAAGAUCAAAAGCUUUAGUGUCUCAGUGACAUUGCAUUCAUUGGAGUUUUUGUGAUUAAAAUUAACAGAAAAUUAGUCAACUGGGUCAUACAGAUAUAAUAUGCAAAAAUAAUUAAUAAACUAUUCCAACACUCCUUUAAAUGCAUAGAAAUACAUGUUUCUGUUCAAAGUAACAGACAGAUUCACUUUGGUUCUGUUUAAAUGAAAGAAUAAUUAUUGUUUCUGCUUCAACUUCUGGGUCAAACCCGUUUGAAACAUCAGAGUGACGAAAGGAAAUGGUUGCUACUACCAGUAAGCCAGUGUGUUGUCUUUAGUUUUUUUGUGUUUAAUUGUGUGUAUUUGUCACUGAUGGACGGCCAUCUGGUGUGAAUUCUGCCGCUAAAGCUCUCCCCAUAAAGUGCAAAUGCACAUAGAAACCAAACACGACAACAGUUCCCUUGAUCUCACACUGCUUCCCGAUUGUUUUGAUUGAGAAACAUCUAGACAAAAGUACACACUGUGCAUUUACUUACAAAAUAACCCGGUUCCUCCCACACAUCUGAACUGCAUUCUUGAAUUGUGUUUCAUAAGGCGAAAUAUUUUCUCUCAGAUUCCAUUUGUUUUCUGACUAUGUCACAAUAGUGAUGCAUUUCACAUGUAUUUGAGGUGAAAUUCUUACCCUGGAGGUGAAGAGGUCAGUGUGGCUGCAUGUGACAAAGUGUGAGCAUCAGUGACAACUCCACCCCAGUUUGAGACCAUGGUCGAGACCGAACGUUGCAACCACAGUAGUGGGUUUUAACAUCACUUUGAGGGCAUUCGAUGUGUUUUAAACCUCAUGUCCAUGUGGGCCCCAUAGCAGUUGUAUUCAACACAAGUGGGGCCACCAAGGAAACCAUGGACAAACCCGCUUGGGACCCAUAUUGUCAACCCAAAUAUAACCCACAUUGCCAUGCUGGCUGGGUAAGUCCAUAAUUGCUGCUUUAUGUCAUUUGUUAAAGCCCUCUUCACAUUGAGAUUCACUCACUUGCUCAUCUACCGCUUUAUCCUCCACAUGAGGGUCGCGGGGGGCACUAAUGUCAAUCCCAGCUGACGUAGAGCAAAUGGCAGGGUACACACUGGAUAGUUUGCCAGUCCAUCACAGGGCCACACAUAGAGACAAACAAUCCACUCUCCCACCUAUGGUCAAUUUAGAGUGUCCUCUGUUCUCUCAUCAAAGCUCUGACCACAAAACACCAGCAAACUUUGGUUUGAGUUAUAAUAAUUGGUCAUGUUUAGGGCUACAGAUGCUGCAUUUUUUUCCCCUCCACUUUUAUUUAUUGAUGGCUAUAUAGAUUAAAAAAAACUGUUGGUACCAAUCACAGACUGUGGGUAAACAGUGAGUGUCAUAAAUAUCUUGACCUGCUUUUACUCAGCCUGGUGCUGGUGGAGAUUGUUUAAGAUGCACUUCAAAACCUUGAUUAUCAACAUGAUUUAAUCCAGGUUUUAUUUAAAAAUACAAACUCCAUAUAAUCCAGAGUGAUUUAAAGGAGCGGUAAACUCAUGCUCUGAUUACACUUAUUAAUUGUAUUAAGUUAAUACUGCAACUACAACACAAUGGAAAAAAAAACAAUCAAUACAUUAAUGACCCCUUCAGUAAGAGUAACAUGUAACAAAGUGAAAUGCAAACAAUGAUUGAUCACAUUACUGGGAAAGAAAGGGCAGUAGGAACAAUCUUAUUUUUGUUAAGUCAAAUAAGCUUAAUAUUUUUAUUCAAGUAUCUUUGUCUUUUUGUCUGAUGAUAAACAAACCAUUAUAAACACGUGCUACAGCUGACAAAGUCAAGUCAGACAGAGGUAGUGAAUGUGUGAUGAGCUCAGCUUGACCGAAAUGUUCAUUUAUAAUCCUGAUACUGAUCGAUAUGUGCAACUCUUUUCUAAUAAAAAAAACAUCAGAG
This is a messenger RNA of Solea solea (common sole), 3438 nucleotides long. Its product is annotated as CCN family member 5-like. The transcript is spliced from 5 exons. Gene Ontology annotation, cellular component: extracellular region; extracellular matrix. The coding region runs from base 118 to 1167 and encodes 349 amino acids. NCBI's taxonomy places the organism in Eukaryota, Metazoa, Chordata, Actinopteri, Pleuronectiformes, Soleidae. Gene Ontology annotation, biological process: signal transduction; cell adhesion. Gene Ontology annotation, molecular function: integrin binding; heparin binding. The record is from RefSeq and is a predicted model, not a curated record.